AUGCGCAACACACUUAUCUUCGCUGGCAGUUCAUGCCCGAAGCUCACAGAUCAAAUAUGCACGAAUCUGGGAAUGGCUGCGGCUCCUGUCGAACUUACUCAGUUCGCAAAUGGAGAGACAAGCGUUAAGAUCAUGACUAGCAUUCGAGAGAAGGAUGUAUUCGUCGUUCAAUCGGGUAGUUCUAAGAUCAAUGACAGUAUCAUGGAGCUUCUAAUUAUGAUCUCUGCUUGUAAGGGAGGAUCAGCAAACAAAAUCACAGCUGUUCUGCCAUACUUCCCGUAUAGUAGACAGUCAAAGAAGAAAUCGCACCGAGGUGCUAUCACCGCUCGUAUGCUCGCAAAUCUUCUACAUGUUGCUGGAAUCAAUCAUGUUAUAACUGUCGACCUCCAUGCUUCACAAAUGCAAGGCUUUUUCAAAUGCCCAGUCGACAAUCUUCACGCAGAGCCAUUAAUAGCACGUUGGAUCCGACGCAAUGUGCCAGAGUGGAACGAGGCUGUAUGCGUUUCGAAGAAUGCUGGUGGCACGAAGAGAGUAACAUCUCUAGCAGACGCUCUGAAGCUCAAUUUCGGAAUGGUUACAACCGACAAGAGACGAACCCCUGCGAACAUGUCAAUGAGCAUGAUUAUAAACCGACUUGAAGAGUCUACCUGCGGAGAUUUGGAUUCAGACGUCAAUAAGCUACACAUUGGCGCAUCUCCAGCAGUAGAAGAGGAGACUGUAAAGGAACCCAAACAAAACGGAGGGGAAACAGAAUCUACCUCUACACUGUUAUCAAAUGGUGACUCGCCUCCACGACAGACAAGAGCACGACAAGACAGUCAUCCCUCUCCACAGUGCUUGCCUAACUUGGCCGCCAUCAGAACUGGACAUAAAAAUUCAGUUGGGGCACCUUCGCCUUUGACCAGGGCACACACUACCCCACCACCACGAUCUGCACCUGCCGAUGAAGCGAUAGAAGCACAAUAUACCGACGAACGUGCUCGAGAGGUCACUCAUGGCCGACUAGUUCAAGGUCACAUUGUUUCAGACGAUUAUCCUUCACCUACACAAUCCGCCAUGUCAUCUUCAUUAAUUCUAGAACGCCCUGAAGAUGACCCAAUCUCGCUUUCUAUGGCAUCUUCAAUCUUCAUGCCUGAGCCUCAUGCACUUGGUGGAACCGCUGAUGCUGCCGGUGAUGCAUCAGAUGAAGAAGAGGAAGGUUUCAAAGACCCAGCCCUUGAACAAAUGAUCACGUUGGUUGGAGACGUUCGGAACCGUACCGUCUUCAUCGUAGAUGAUAUGAUUGAUAAAGCUGGGAGCUGGAUUGCUGCGGCCGAAACCGUGGUCAAACGUGGUGGUGCCAAGAAGGUCUAUUGUAUUGCUACACACGGCCUUUUUGGAGGAAAUGCCCUAGAGGAACUUCAAAAUUGCGAUUGUAUCGACAUGAUAGUUGUCACUAACUCAUUCCCUAUUCCACCAGAAAAAGCAAAAGAUGCAAAGAAGUUGCAAAUCUUAGAUUUAUCAAAGUUACUCUCCGAGGCCAUCAGAAGGAAUCAUUAUGGAGAAUCUAUUUCUGCUCUUUUCACACAUUCUAGCGAUUAG
Molecule: messenger RNA, 1581 nt
Organism: Sclerotinia sclerotiorum 1980 UF-70
Lineage: Eukaryota; Fungi; Ascomycota; Leotiomycetes; Helotiales; Sclerotiniaceae
Exons: 3
Coding region: 1-1581 (526 amino acids)
Biological process (GO): 5-phosphoribose 1-diphosphate biosynthetic process; purine nucleotide biosynthetic process; ribonucleoside monophosphate biosynthetic process
Cellular component (GO): ribose phosphate diphosphokinase complex; cytoplasm
Molecular function (GO): ribose phosphate diphosphokinase activity; magnesium ion binding
Source: RefSeq, a predicted model, not a curated record